This is a messenger RNA of [Torrubiella] hemipterigena, 5982 nucleotides long. The record is from the annotation of a GenBank genome assembly. NCBI's taxonomy places the organism in Eukaryota, Fungi, Ascomycota, Sordariomycetes, Hypocreales, Clavicipitaceae.
GUUUUAUUGCUAAACUAGCCAAUCGCAUCAUCCACCACUUUUCAACGCUAUUUUUUCACAUGUUGCUGCCAAAAUCUGGUCCUAGCGCUGUAUUAGCGGCCCGCGUAGCGGAUACGACUACCAGCUACAGCACUAGCGCGGCCCAAACAGAUCCCGCUCCUUCGUCAAUUUUCUUUAUCUAGACUAGACGACCCAGGCUGACAGAGGCAAGACGGUGCGAGUCAUUCGUCUUGACUCCAACGACGCUCUGAGGUAACGGCACAAACUCGUCAGCAUGGACGAGAAAUCUACACACAGCGAACCGCUGCCGCUCUGCGAUGCGACGUAUCCGGUAUACGCUGUGGAUAGCUACGGCCCCAAUCGCCUGCUGCUGUCGUCAUCGAUGCUCUUCAACGAUGUGCUCGACGUGCAGAUUGUCAAGAGCUCACUGGAACGCUUGAUCCAGAUUGGCGACUGGAGAAAGCUUGGCGGUCGCCUACAAGAAAAGCAUAAGGGAACGCUGGAAAUACGCGUGCCCGACCAAUUUACAGACGCCGAGCCAGCAUUUGCAUUCACACAUCAUACACACGAUAUUUGCUUCUCCUCUCAUCCCCAAGGAAAGCUGUACCCUCGUGCGACAGACGGCCCUUCUACCCAGCGCAUCGACUAUGCCGCGCUUAGCCCACUACUCAGUCCUCCAGGGCUCCCCAAGGACUUUGCAGCCAUGAUCAAGCAGAAAUGGCCGCAGCUCACACUAUUCAUCUCCUCAUUUCAGGACGCAACAUUUAUCUCGCUGAUUUGGCCCCAUACGCUGAUGGACGCGAGCGGCUUCUAUUCACUUCUGAAGAACUGGUCAUACGUCAUGGCUGGUGAGAUGGAUAAAGUCGAGCCUGUGCUCGGCGCAUCAGUAGAUGUACUGGCGCAGAUUGACACGGAAGCCAAUGAAAAAGCAACGCAUGUGUUGGAUCCCCUGUGCAUGUCGGCGCUGCAAAAGACAAUCUUUGCGCUGCGGUUCCUGUGGCGCAAGAUGAUGGUGCGCCAAGAGCUGCGCAUGGUGUAUAUACCCGAUGCGGUAAUGCGGAGGCUGAAAGAUCGCACAGCCCAAGAAGCCAAGGACGCCGCUGAAAAGGGCGACCAGGAUGCAUUUAUUAGCGAAGGCGACGUUCUAGUUGGCUGGCUAAUGCGUGCUAAUGCAGCUGCGCAUAGCCACCCGAUCACGUUGUUUUCGCUGGUCAACGCGCGAUCCCGCUUACCUGGCACUUCUAAGGCAGAGGGUGUUUAUAUCCAGAAUAUCAUUGGAAUGGUUUUUAUUAUGUAUUCAGCAGAAGCUUUGAAACGAUCAGGUGGCAGCAUUGCUUUGAAGCACCGGCGCUCUCUGGAGCCACAGUUGGAUGGCGACCAGCUUGCCAUGUACAUGCAAAAGGUGCGAAAGACGGCUGUCGGAGGUGGCAUACCGCCGGUUUUGUACGGAGAUUCGUCUGCUGUACUGGCCGCCUCUAAUAAUAUUGCAAAGUCGAGCCCUUUUACAGGGGCUGACUUUGGGCCUGCUGUUAUCCGUGCUGGAGACAAGUCAAAAGACAAGAAGAAUCCUCCUGGUACAAUGACCGUCUAUUAUAACUGCAUCGUGGGACCAGGCAGUGCGCUCCCCGGUAUAUUUCUCACCUGGGGAAGAGACCACGGCAGAGGUCUAUGGUUGACGGCGUCGUUGUCCUCGGAUCAGUGGUCAUGGUUAGAGAAGGACAUGGCAUCUCUUUCAGAGGGAUAAACGAGGUUUGACUUAUUCGCUCACAAUGUUCAAGGGAUAUAUUUGCAUUUGUAUAGUUUUGUUUUCAUAGGCGCGCAGGCGGAAAAGUUUAGAAGCAUAACCAUCAUGAGCGGAUAGAGACGAACGAAAAUAAAUCAUAAAUUCUAUAUGCAAGUGUGUGUGAAACGUUAUAAUACAUGUCCUAUCGAACAGGAUAGAUUGCAAGUUGAGCCUUAUUGAGCAAUAUCUCUGCACUUGAAAGGCGAGUGGGUGCUGUUGUGAAUCUGUGGCAUGCAAUGUUAGUAUCCAUCUCCUUGUCUUGUAACAAUAGUUGGGGGCGGCGACUUACAAUAUCUUCAAUAGUGGCAUAGGUGCCAGCGACAAGGGUGACGACACCAAUGAUAAAGGCCAGGAUGCAGCCGAGAGAGAUAAAGAGAUUCUUGCGAGAGAAGGGGUUGCCUUCGCAGAGCAGGCGGAACCACAUAAUGGCAGGAAUCCAGAAAGAGAAGCCCGACACGAAGAGGGCAGAGGCGAGAGAGAGCAGGUCGUUGAAGACGGGGAUGGCCUCGGCAAUAACCCACGCAAUGACGGUGAAGAUGACGACCUCGACAAGCCAGACAGUCCAGCCGCCAGGGGUCUUGAUGUACUUGACGACCGAGUUCUUCCAGAUACGGGCGUGCAGGUAGCGCAGAGCGACGGUAGAGUUGAUAGAACCAGAGAUGAAGAUGACGGGCAGAGCGACACCAAAGGCCACCUUGGCAAUGGUAGGGCCAGCAGACAACAGAGCAGGCGACUUAACAUCGACACCAAUAAAGGCAUAGCAGAGGGCACCAGUCAAGGUGUAGAUGAAGAUUUGGAUAAUGCCCGAGGCCCAGAUGGACUUCAUGAAGUCGGUAGGGGUGUGCAUUUCGUCCAUGAAGGAGAACUGGCCAAUGGCGAAGGAAAAGGCAAAGAUGAUGUUGCUGACGGCGACAAAGGCCUCGGAGAACUUGAGGUUCUCCUUGGGCCAGGCAGACCACUUGACAGCCUGCAGACCACCAUCAGAGACAGCAGCCUGGUGUCCAGUGGCAAUGAUGGUGAUACCAACAGCAGCGACAAUGGAGACAAAGUCAAUGUAACCGAGGAUGGCAACCUCAGAGAAGGACGGCGGGAUGGCGAGCAGCAGCAGGACAAUGGCGGAGAUGGCGGAAAAGAUGACGGAGCAAAUCUUGCCGUCGGCGAGGGUGCCAAUGGCAAUGGCGCCAGUCAGGGCGUGCGAACCAACGACCAUGACAAGCUCCAGCACAAGCGCGGCACCAAAGAUCUCGUAGCCAAUGCGGCCAAAGAGAAGACGGCCAGCAUCAGCGUAGUUGGCGGUCUGGGGAAAGGCCAGCUUGACGCGACCAACAAUGUAGGAGGUGAAGAUGGCGACGAAGCCGAGGCCGACGGUCAGCAGGACACCGGGGACCAUGCCGAGCGUGGCAAAGGACUUGGGGAGUGACAGGGCACCGAGGGCAAUGGCCUCGACAAUGGUGACGACGGCAAGACGCUUCCAGCCAAGACGGUGGAAGUGCUGCUGGGACGCUGUGGCGAUUUGCUCGAGCUGGGCCGCGUCCAUGUUGCUGACGGUGGCUGUCUCGAUGUCAGCGGCACCGCUGGCGCCCUUGCUGCCGCCAUUGGCAAAGUCUUUGACGGCGGGCUUGUUGUUGUCGGCAAAGAGACCGGCAGAAGGGGCGGUUUCGUCCUUUGGUGCCGUGCUGGACACGGAUGUGCGAUGACUAGCAGUCAUGAUGACGUUUGUGUAUGUAUCUGUGUUGUAUAUGUGUGUAUAUGUGUGUAAGGGUUGGGAGGGAGUAUGUCGCGUGUUCUGUAUCCGGGUUGGGGUAGUCUGGUUGAAGAGGAUGAAUUGAUGUCGAAGAUAUGGUUCAAUUGGCUAACUCAGGAGUGUCAAUGAAUGAUGAAGAUGAUGUAGAUGGUGAUGAUAUCAAUGACGUACCAGCCUGUAACCAAAAAGAAAACAAUCAAGUUGUUGGGGCUGUAUGUAUCUCCACGAAAGAACAAUGGAGAGAAGAAGAAGAAGAGUGUGGAGGAUGAAAGGAGGAGAAAAGUAAACAGACACAAGGGUAGAUUUAGAACUACUUCGUACAGUUCCAUUACUCGGGGCCUACCCCAACUUUUGCGCCCUUUUUUUUUCUUUCCCAGUCACGCGGAGUAAAACCGUUAAACUUUUUUUUUCUCUAGAUUUUUUCCGCUUGCAAGCGUUUCUUGCCCACGGAAGCCGCUAUCGCCCCACCAAAAACAGCCUGGAGAGCGCAUUCGGCAGCCUGGAAGCGGAGCCCUGCAGCCACUGACAGAUGCUGUGGCCCCGCCGCCACAGGGAACCACAGGGAAAUAAAAUGGCCGCGCUACAGGGGGCAAGCCACGGCAAGACAGCGCUGAAGAGGGGCCUUACAGUGUUGAAAGGGGAAAACAGGGCGCGCCGCGGCACCAAGGAAAAACUAGAAGCCUUCCAUCAGGGUUCGGUGGGCCCGGCCCCGUAGUCGGAGCACUGGCUAAGAUACAAUGAAAAAAAUUGGUACGGGGUAAUAUGCAGCUUAUUCCAUUGGCGAGAUUAUUCUGGAUUUUAAUACAUGGGGGUUUAUCCGGCGCAAUAAAUUCAUUUCGCCGUGCUGUGCUGAUAAGUAGGAGCUUGGCUUGCUCGCCGGCCGAAUCCGGUAAUGCCUGAGGUUGACAAUGUGAGACAAUGUCUCUCUUGUCACCAUCGUGCAAGAACGUCGAGAGCAGCCAGCCACAGCCACAUCGAAGAAAAACGAACGCCGCCCUGCGCAUGGCUGCCCUAACCCGGUGGCUGCUGAUGUUUGCUGCUGGGCUGCCGCCGCUCUUUUGCCUAGCUGGGCUAAAGCCGGGAUGGCGUUGCCGACGGCAAUAGUAAAGGCUGUGGCGAUACCGUCGCCUGAAUCUGCUUCUCAACUACCACCGCCGCUGCCGUCAUGGCGAUGCCUUCGCUGCUGGCGUGAUUUACCCCCACAGAUGCUGCUGCUGCUGCUGCUAAUGCUGGAGACACAGAGCGCGCAUCCUUCUCCGACAACCCCUCAUCCCGCACGAGACACGCAGCCACCGCACACGCCGCGAGCAACGGCGCAUACACCACAAACACUAUCCGGAUGCCCUGCAUAUAUGCCCCCAGCACAAUCUCCACCUGCCCCGGCGUCAGGCCCAUGUUCUCGAGCCCGUACGCCGCCGACGCCGCCUGCUCAAUCGCCUCUGCUGGCAGCACGCCGGUAAGCCGCGCCUUGAGCACGUUGUUGAGCACCGCGCCCGCCAUUGUUAGACCGACUGUGCCGCCGGCCGUCCGUAGAAAGUUGCGCAGCGAGCUCAAGACGGCCCGGUCAGCACGCCGGCUGUGCGAGAGCAGCGCUACCAGACUCGGCUGGAAGCAGCCGCCGGUACCUAGACCUUGCACGAAGCCCACGAUGCAAAUCACCCACACGGGUGUCGUCGCUGAGUAAAAGGCCUGUGCGGCAGCUCCAGCUGCCCACAGGAACUGCGAGGCAAUCAUCACGGGGUUGUAGUGGCCCGUCUUGGUGAUGAUGAGCCCCGACAGGAUGGAUCCAAUUCCUUGCGUGGCGACCAUGGGCAGCAUAAUGGCCCCCGCGGCAAUAGCCGAGUAGCCGCGCACCGUCUCCAGGUACACGGGGACGUAGAAGAGAUUGCCCCAGAAGACGAUGCCGUAGACAAAAUUUUGCGCCAAGACAAUGUUGCACGAGUAGUCGGAGCGGUACAGAUGCACUAAUUACAACCAAGUCGUGGUUAGCAUGAUUGGAACGUAUAAGUCGGAAACAGCAAGCAGCAAAUGAAAAGAGGCGCUCAGCCAAGGCAAGCCACGCAGAUGAAUAGGGCAACUUGUAAUCUCGGGUCAUUGCUCGGCCUUGGCUUGUCACGAAAAGAAUAAAGCGCACGCCACGCUUUUCAUAAAUAGAGAACAGAACUUACAUGGCAUAAUCGGCAGGGCCGCGAAUUUCCACUCGACGGCCACAAACAGGACCAGCGCCACAGCGCCAAUCGUAAGCAUCGAAAUGACAAUGGAGCUGUUCCACGCAAAUGUUGAGCCGCCCUUGGACAGUGGAAUCAUGAGAAGCACCACUGCAGCAAUGCUAAUCGCUAGCCCGGCCCAGUCCACUAGACGCAGUCUCGUAGACAGCUUGCCGCCCACUCUGCUAGGAGGCAGCACAUACCAGAGCAGCGCAACCAAGGCAACUAGCCAUGGGACAUCGUACCAC